Molecule: messenger RNA, 915 nt
Organism: Salvia splendens (bonfire salvia)
Lineage: Eukaryota; Viridiplantae; Streptophyta; Magnoliopsida; Lamiales; Lamiaceae
Product: protein FAR1-RELATED SEQUENCE 5-like
Exons: 2
Coding region: 1-915 (304 amino acids)
Source: RefSeq, a predicted model, not a curated record
AUGGUGUUGGAUGAUAUGGCUAAGAAGAAGGAACUGUCCGAGGCGUUCACAUAUCACUAUGAGGUUAAUGCUAUUAACCAGUUGGUUGCUCUGUUUUGGUGCGAUGGUUUGAUGAAGAUGAAUUAUCAUAUGUUUGGUGAUAUUGUGGCGUUUGACUCUACCUACAACCCAAACAGGUAUUGUAUGAUCUUCACGCCAUUCACGGGAAAGGACAAUCAUGGAAGACCUGUAACAUUCGCCGCUGGUUUGGUGUGCAACAAAACAAGGGCUUUUGCUUGGUUAUUUAAACAUUUCGUUGAAUGCAUGGGUGUUGCUCCAAAGAUGAUCGUAACAGAUCAAGAUUUGGAGAUGAGAUCAGCUAUUGAAGAGGUUCUUGUCGGGACUCGCCACAGAUGGUGUAUGUGGCAUAUUAUGCAUAAGUUGGCCACCAAAGUUCCGAACAGGUUACUGAGGGACGGAGAUUUCAAGAAAGAAUUCAAUGCAUGUGUCUGGUCGGACUUGCUUGAACCCCACGAAUUCGAAGAAGAGUGGAAUGGAGUAGUGGAACGUUAUGGCCUGGAAGACAUUGACUGGUUCAACCCCUUGUACGACUAUAGGCAUGUCUGGAUACCUGCGUACUUCAGAGAUUUUCCACUUGGGUCGAUGAUUAGGACUACCUCGAUAUCUGAAUCGGAGAACAGCUUCUAUAAAAACUUUUUGAAGCCACGCGCUAACAUCGCCGAAUUCUACUUGAAUUUCAACAAUGCUCUGGAAUUUCAGCGAAACAGUAGAACAAAGUUGGACUACCACGAUGCAACUGCCCUGCCCAUAUUGGCCACUACCUUGCCAUUCGAGAAACAUGCUUCGACGAUGUACACCGAUAGUAUGUUCAAGAAAAUACAAGAGGAAAUUGUUGAGGGUAAUGACAGAUGCUGA